AUGAUGAGGCGUGGAAUCUACUGCGCGGCGUGGGCGCAGCAUCAGGCCCGUCGGUGUCCUUUUGGAAGGGCAGUGCGGACGUUCGCUUCCGAAGCAAACAACUCUCAUGGAGCAGUCGUCUCUACCGAGUGGGUGAGAGCGAAUGUGGACAGGAUAAAGGUCAUCGAUGCGUCCUGGUCCUUGGGCAAGAGAAGCCAACACACUGUUAAACUGCCAGGCGCAAUUUACUUUGACAUCGACGAGAUCGCCGACAAGAGGACAUGGCUGCCUCACAUGUUGCCCACCACAAGCAUGUUUGCAGCAAAAAUGGAGGAACUCGGCAUCACCAACGAGGAUCAGCUCCUGGUGUACGAUGAAAGUGAUGGCCAGUUCGUUGCCAGCGCGCGCGUGUGGUGGACCUUCAGGGUAUUCGGGCAUAACGACGUUAAGGUCCUGGCCGGCGGAUUGAAGAACUGGCCAAAGGGCUUGCAGAUCCAGAAGACGGCUGCGGACCCCAAAGAACACGGAUUGAAGUUCGCCGUGCGUAAGGAACCUGCGCUGGUUUGGAGCAAAUAUGACAUGCUCGACAACUUGUCUCCAACGAACAGCGACCAGUCACAGAUCGUGGAUGCCCGCUCAAGGGAGCGGUUCUACGCUCAGGUGGAUGAACCGCGCGCAGACAUCCCUCGCGGCUCCAUUCCAGAUAGCAUGAACGUCCCCUUCGGUAGCCUGUUUCAGACCACUCACAGCGAGCAGGGCGAGCCUAUGCACGUUCUCAAGAGCCCGUCCGAGUUACAACGUAUCUUUGAGCAGGCGGGAGUGGAUGUCACCAAGAAGGUGGUUGCCUCGUGCGGCAGUGGAGUCACCGCGAGCGUGGUGGCACUUGCCCUAAACGAGCUCGGACACUCGCGUGCUGCCGUGUACGACGGCUCGUGGACCGAGUGGGCCAUCGCCGCCGACACGCCCAAGGUGGUCAAGCGCAUCAGCGCAGCGCAAGCCGCCGCCGCCUUCGCCACGUGA
Acanthamoeba castellanii str. Neff is the source of this 999-nucleotide messenger RNA. Its product is annotated as rhodanese family protein. The transcript is spliced from 9 exons. The record is from RefSeq and is a predicted model, not a curated record. Bases 1 to 999 code for a protein of 332 amino acids. Gene Ontology annotation, molecular function: thiosulfate-cyanide sulfurtransferase activity. Gene Ontology annotation, cellular component: mitochondrion. NCBI's taxonomy places the organism in Eukaryota, Discosea, Longamoebia, Acanthamoebidae. Gene Ontology annotation, biological process: transsulfuration.